AUGGAUUUCGUAUCAGAGCCACCCAAGGAAGAUCAAACAGAAGAUGCGCUAGAAGGGGAAACUUUGAUAGAAGAUCGUCAAGCAGAGAAUGCUCAAGUACCAACUGAUAAACCUCAACCCUCCAAGAGAAGACGAUCAUCGGUGCAUAAAAAGAAAUUGAAGAAAAAGAAUGCCAAACCAAAUCUUGUUCUUGAGGUCACCGAUACAUUUCCAGUGAAAAACGUCAGGUCUUUGAUCCUACAAGUGUUCAAUUGUGGACUGCAGCAAAAGUGGUGUAGGAUUGAAAAUCCAGAUAAGGUGAAGAAUGUAUGUGUUUGUUUUGCACAUGGGUUGAAGGAGUUGUCAUUUAUACAAUCCAGUGUGGUUAAGGCGGUACUACCUGGCAGCAAAGAUUUUAUUUACGACCCUUUGAGUACGAUUUGCUCCUUACCUCUUACCAAAAAUGAAAAGAAGACCAUUAUGGAGAAACUGAAACAGGAAAAGAUCACCAUCAGGGACUUACUACUUAGUGAGCAGCAGUUGCGUGAAUUGGAGUAUCCUAAUGGAAUGCGAACCAAGCCACUGCCAACAGGGCAGUCACGCAUAUUUGCUUUAGAUUGCGAGUUCUGCAAAGCCAGUGAUAUCCAUGUGUUGACUCGUAUUUCUUUGAUUGAUUUUGAUGGAAAUGUGGUCUUUGAUGAGCUUGUGAAACCGGUGGAGGAGAUAACUGAUUAUGUUACUAGAUACUCUGGUAUAACUAAGGAGCUACUUGAAGACGUCAACACCUCCAUUGAGCAAAUCCAGCAUUUAUUCUUGGAAACCGUGUUCCAAGAAGAUAUUCUCGUUGGUCAUUCUUUGGAAUCUGAUUUACGUGUGAUGAAAAUUACUCAUGAAAAUAUUGUCGAUACCGCCAUUACCUAUGAGCAUGCCAGGGGUCCACCAUCGAAACCUUCGUUAAGAUGGCUAGCCAAAACGUUUCUCGGUAGGGAGAUACAGGCUGGUGAAGACAGUGGCAAUGGCCAUUCAUCGAUCGAGGACGCAAAAGCGUGCUUGGACUUGGUGAAGUUGAAAAUACAAGAGGGUAAAUGUUUCGGGACCAAUGUUGGUGAAGUAUCCAUUUUCGAAAAGUUGAAGGAUGUCAAGACAUUGCUAUCAACGUAUAGCUCUGUUACCAAUGAUGAUGCUGUGGUGGAAACAGUGCUAGAGGCGGAGCUGCACCCUCCCGGCCCCGGCCUCGCUAUUCUAGAGUUGAAAGAUCUACAGUACAAUCUCAAAUGGGAUACACCAUCCCCCACGUACGAUGGUGUACUAGACUACAACGUUGCUGAAGCAUGCAACAGAACCAACUCACGUCUUGAGUCAAUUUAUAAUUCACUACCAGAAAAUACACUAUUCAUUCUUAUUUCCCAACUGUCUGAUCCCACGAUGAUGCAAAAGUUGCGCAAGAUACGCGGCAAUUUUCAGCGAUUGGAAAGACAGGGAAGUGGUGUGCUGGCGGAAGAACUGUGGGAUAUCAACAAAUCAGAUCAACUAGUUGCUGAAACAGCCAAAGCAAGGGAGUCCCUAAUGUUUAUAAAAAUUAAAUAG
Messenger RNA from Lodderomyces theae, 1566 nucleotides. RefSeq lists its product as uncharacterized. The record is from RefSeq and is a predicted model, not a curated record. Gene Ontology annotation, molecular function: exonuclease activity; nucleic acid binding. NCBI's taxonomy places the organism in Eukaryota, Fungi, Ascomycota, Pichiomycetes, Serinales, Debaryomycetaceae. The transcript has a single exon. Gene Ontology annotation, cellular component: nucleus. Bases 1 to 1566 code for a protein of 521 amino acids.